GACUUCAAAGAGCAGAUCAUCCACCACGUCGCCACCAUCAUCCUCAUCAGCUUCUCCUGGUUCGCCAACUACAUCCGUGCCGGGACGCUCAUCAUGGCCCUGCACGACUCCUCGGAUUACCUGCUGGAGUCUGCCAAGAUGUUCAACUACGCCGGGUGGAGGAACACCUGCAACAACAUCUUCAUCGUCUUCGCCGCCGUCUUCAUCAUCACCCGCCUGGUCAUCCUGCCCUUCUGGAUCAUGCACUGCACGGUGGUUUAUCCGCUCGACCUCUACCCCGCCUUCUUCGGCUACUACUUCUUCAACUUCAUGAUGGUGGUGCUGCAGUCGCUGCACAUCUUCUGGGCCUACCUCAUCAUCCGCAUGGCCCAGAAGUUCAUAACUGGAAAGGUGGUGGAGGAUGAGAGGAGUGACCGCGAGGAGACGGACAACUCGGAGGAGGAGGAGGAGGCGGCGAAGAACGGGCCCCUGUCCAACGGCCACCCCGUCCUCAACAACAACCACCGCAAGACCGACUGAGCGCCCCCGACCCAGAGCUGCCACCUCCCGCCGGGACCCCGGA
Manacus vitellinus (golden-collared manakin) is the source of this 562-nucleotide messenger RNA. Its product is annotated as ceramide synthase 2. Gene Ontology annotation, cellular component: membrane. The transcript has 4 exons. Gene Ontology annotation, biological process: ceramide biosynthetic process. Gene Ontology annotation, molecular function: sphingosine N-acyltransferase activity. The annotation marks the transcript as partial. The record is from RefSeq and is a predicted model, not a curated record. NCBI's taxonomy places the organism in Eukaryota, Metazoa, Chordata, Aves, Passeriformes, Pipridae.